AUGGUGGAUCGAGUCUUUGCCCGACAACUAGGUCGAAAUGUUGAAGCCUAUGCGGAUGACAUCCUAAUCAAAAGUACAGAGACACAUGCACAUUUAGAAGAUCUACGCGAGACUUUUGAUACCCUACGAGGAUACAACCUGCGCCAUAAUCCAAAAAAGUGCGUCUUCGGGGCCACCGCAGGGAAGUUUCUUGGAUUCAUGGUGAAAAGACGUGGAAUCGAGGUUAACCCUAGGCAAAUUGAAGCGAUUCUCCAGAUGACAUCACCUAGAAAGCAUAAAGAAGUACAGGUUCUAACAGGAAGGAUUGCGGCACUCAAUCGAUUCAUUUCACGAGCUGGGGAUCGGUGUGCCCCUUUCUUCAACACCCUAAAAGGAGCUGGAAAAACCUUUCAGUGGACUCCUGAAUGUGAGAAAGCUUUCACAGAACUUAAGGAGUACUUGGUGAAUCCCCCAAUACUCUCAUGUCCAGUCAACAACGAGACAUUGUACAUGUACUUUGCUGUCUCCUCCAAGGCUGUGAGUGCUGUACUCGUUCGCCGAGAUACAGACAAUACAGAGCAUCCUAUUUACUACACUUGUAAGACCUUGUUAGAUGCUGAAACAAGAUACUCUCCUGUAGAGAAAGUCGCCCUAGCUGUGAUGGUUGCCACUCGAAAGCUGCGUCCGUACUUCCAAUGCCACCCCAUAUGUAUACUCUCUCAACUGCCUUUACGUCGUCUACUUCAGCGGAUGGAUGUUGCUGGUAGAAUGGUGAACUGGGUCAUCGAGCUUAGUGAAUACGAUAUCACUUUCCUCCCUCGCACCGCCAUCAAGUCCCAAGUUUUAGCUGACUUUGUUGCAGAAGGUGUUCGAGCAUGUCUCCCGCCAGAAACAGAGACUUGGAGAUUGUACGUUGAUGGUGCAUCUAGUAAAACUGGAUCCAGAGCAGGAGUUUUGCUCAUCAGCCCUCUCGGAGUCACUCAUGAAUUGGCAAUUCGCUUUGCCAGCACCAUGACGAACAAUGCCACCGAGUAUGAAGCCCUCCUAGCGGGACUGAUUAUGGCUCAAGAAUUGGGCAUUCAACGAAUUAGGGUCCACUCCGACUCUGCCCUAGUUGUCAAUCAAGUGCAGGGGGCAUACGAGGUACGAGAACCCGCGCUUGUACCAUACUCCAAUGCCGCUCGUAUGGCGCUCUCUGAGUUUCACAUAUCUCGUGAGGAUAAUCUUCAUGCAGACGCAUUAUGA
This is a messenger RNA of Linum trigynum, 1224 nucleotides long. The record is from the annotation of a GenBank genome assembly. NCBI's taxonomy places the organism in Eukaryota, Viridiplantae, Streptophyta, Magnoliopsida, Malpighiales, Linaceae.